Molecule: messenger RNA, 2475 nt
Organism: Dentiscutata erythropus
Lineage: Eukaryota; Fungi; Glomeromycota; Glomeromycetes; Diversisporales; Gigasporaceae
Source: the annotation of a GenBank genome assembly
AUGAAUGAUACUUCAUCUUCAUUAUUCCCUUCGCAAACGAAUUCCUCUUUGAGCUCUCCAAAAUUUCAAAAUUCAAAGUUUCAUUUCUCUUCAAUGGCUACUCAACAACCUCAAAUUUAUGGUGAGCAAGCAUUAGACCACAGAUAUCAUCAAUAUAUUGGUAGCAAUAAUAUGGAGACGCUCUUGAAUGCCAUCGAAGUAUCACCCGUAUCUCCUAUCAAUUUAUCUACUCGGAAAUUACAAAUUUUAAAACCAAAUAACAAUGGUUCAAAUACUUCUGUAUCACAUGAUGAAAUUUCGGACCAACGCUCUUACCAUCAAGAUGAACGUACUAGAUAUGAACAAAUUCGUAGAUUAUUACCGCCUCCAAUUUCAAAAAAUAUGCUUACUCCCGACGCAAUGUCUAUCUCUUCGUUGAUAGACUCGGACCAACCGAUUAAAUCUUCGUCACCCCUUACUCCUCCGGAUACGUCUUUAAUCUUCCCGGGUCUUUCUACGUCUCCGACGAAAACAUCCCCUGAUACUUCUCCGGUUCCACUAGCUUCUAUGCUACCGUCUGCACCUAUGUCAGUUCCUUCACCAACUGAUUCUAUUCCUUUCCCUCGUUUACAACCUUCACCUCCUGCAAAUAUUUUUUUAAAUACUUUUCCUCUUCCAAGUGUUAAUCAAGCAAUAGGUGAAGUUGAUCGUACGCGUAGUUCUCCUCCUUUAAUUCAAAAUAAAAAUCAAUCACAUUUAGUUUCAAACAAAAGAAAAUCCGAUUCAAUUGAUUCUUCCCUUAUAACUGGUACUUAUUUAAGAGAUACGCGUACAAAAAUACGUAGAUCAAUUGGUGAUACUAUAAUACAUAAUCCAUCGUAUCCUUCUGUUGAUGAUCCUUCAGAUUCUUCACAAAAUUUACUUCAAAAUGAUACAGUUAAUUCAACCCCUUUUCAUUUUACAACUGUUACUUGUUAUCAUGCGUCAGUUGCCCAAAAAUCUUAUGGUAGUGAAAAAAGAUUUUUAUGUCCACCCCCAGUCGUUAUUCUUGAAAAACCAAAUAAUUCUUGUAGAAAUUUACAUAUAAAACCAGAAGUUUCAAUGUCAGUUGUAUGUGAAACAGGUGAAAGAUCAAUGGAACAAAGGGCGAUGCUUGAUGAAAAUAUGAAGGGUACAUUUAAAUAUUUACAUGUUAGUGGAACCGCUAAAGCAAAACAUUUCACAUUGAAAUUAAAGAUUUUUCAUAAGAAUUCUACUAUUCCAUACGCCGUUUUUGAAUCAGAUCCUGUUACUAUUAUAUCGAAACCAUCUAAAAAAACUGCAAAAGCUAGAAAUAUUUCAUCAUGUAUUUCUUCUGGUGAUCAUAUUUCGCUUUUUAAUCGUAUUAAUUCACAAACUGUAAGAACUAAAUAUAUGGGUAUAGAAAGUGGAGAAUUAUGCGCAAAGAAUUCUACCGGAUCUUUUUCACCUAUAAGUUCAUCAAAGGGAUCACCAUCACCGAUUUCUUCCCCUGGAUCACCAUCCUCUAAUUCCGUAUGUUCAAAGACUCAAAUUACUUAUGGUUCAGAAGUAGUCCUUUCCGAUCCUACUACCGGUUUUGUUUCCGAUCAUUUAAUUAUUCGUAAAGUGGAGAAAGGUCGUAUUGCUCAAGGUGCUUGUGGACCUGUUAGUCAAAUGCAAAAAAUUGCCUUACAAUGCGUUCGUACGAAUAGUCGAGAAUCUCAUUAUCUUAGCGCAGCUGGUCCAAUAACGAUGGAUAGUCCACAAUUACAAGAUCAAUGUACUGUUAGUGGAGCAUCACCUUUUCUAGGUUAUCAAUCUUCUCGAGUAGUUCAUAUGCAAAAUGUUGAAUUUGCAAAAGAACCUUUUCGAUUGGUUUCAUCAAUUCAAAAUAAUAUUCCUUGUACGAAAUCUGAUGCAACUUCUACAAUUGUCGAAGAAGUUGAUGAUUAUUUAUGUUGGACUAUCGUGGAUUCACAAACAAUUCUCUCUACUCCUGCGUUUUUAGCAUUCUAUGAUGGAUAUAGAUCCUUUAAACGCCCACAUAAAAUCGUCAAGGCAAGUUUUGCUGUUUAUGAUUUCAUCGACCCCGAUAAAGAUGAUGUAAUUAUCGAUGGGGGUAACUCUCAUUUCCCAGAUUCCAUUCGUAAUGAAAAAAAAAAAGUUUCCAGUGGUGUCUCAGGUGGUGAAAAUGACGCUCAUCGUGGACUUUCACAUAAUGAAAUUAGCGAUGUCUUUGAAGAAUGGAAUAAGAGUGAACUUUAUUCCUACUUAAUUGAAAUUACUCAAAAUAUUGUUAGAUAUAAAGAUACAGACGGUAUGAAGAAAUCUGAAUUAUGCUGUGCUUUCCUUGGUAAUAUCAAGAAUGCUUGUGUUAACAAUCUAGAUCUUGAGAAUCUUCGAUCCAUUUUAAAAACUGCUAUUAAGGAUGCUCAAGACCUUGGCAUCAAGUUGUUUCACAAGCAGUUCUACUCAGUAUUCCUAUUCCCGCAUUAG